AUGGAUUUGGUUCAAAAGAAAAUUAAAAUCUAUUAAUCUCUCUCUUGCCCUUUCUGCUAAAAGGUUAAGUUAGCUAUGGAAUUAUUAAGUGUUCCUUACUUCUAGUAUGAAAUUGAUAUCGCCAACUUCGAACAUGAAUAAGAAUGGUUUAAGCAAAUCAACCCUGAAUAAACUGUUCCUGCCUUGAUCCUCACUGAUAACACACCAGCUUUUGAAUCAUUCCCAUUCAUUAAGAAGUUAGACAGUGAAAAUGUCAAUGUUUUCUCUAAACAAAACGGAGAAAAUUAUGAAACAGCUUUAAAAAUUGUCUCAACUUAGUUAGGAAAGGCCUUCUGGACAUAUCUUAACGCUUGGGGAAAAGCUGAAAACAAGAAUGAUCCUAGUCUUGAUGAAUUAUACAAAAACUUACAUGAUGUUUUAGUUUCUUUGGCUAAGGAAUACAAAUUCGAAAACUCAUUCUUCUUUGGAAGCAAAGAACAUCCUUCCUUAUUUGAUGUUGGUUUCUUCUCUAACAUUUACUAAGUUUACUUACUCAGCAAGCUCAUUUUGAAAAAAGACGUCUUUAGCUCUACUAUUGCUGAAGAGGAUGCUGCUUUAAAAAAAUUCCUCACCUACAUUAACUUCACCUCUAAACUUGAAGAAUUCUAAAGAGUCACUUACAAGCCUGCUCACCUUCCCGAAGAAGGAACAAAUUUCUACUUGAAAGAAAAUGAAAUCACUAUUCCUGAUUAAUUCAACUAUGAAGAUUUUUUGGUUGCAACUGUUUGCAAAAAAUAUAAUCUUAAAAUCUGA
Messenger RNA from Tetrahymena thermophila SB210, 792 nucleotides. Its product is annotated as glutathione S-transferase, amine-terminal domain protein. Lineage: Eukaryota; Ciliophora; Oligohymenophorea; Hymenostomatida; Tetrahymenidae. The record is from RefSeq and is a predicted model, not a curated record. The transcript has a single exon. Gene Ontology annotation, cellular component: cytoplasm.